AUGGAGCAUUCAGUCUGUCGACAGUGUGAGGACAGGAAAAGGAAGCGAAAUGUCUUCAACACUUUCCCGUGGUUUCCUGGCUCUGGGAUCCCUUUCUACGAUUUUGGGCCCGAGGACGACAAGCGCGUGAGGAGGAAACAAUUUACCGCGAGCCUCUUGUUCCUGGACAUGCAGGAGCGAGUGAACGAAGUGCUCAGAACGAGGGAGGAGAAGGACGUGGAGGAGCGGAGGAUCUCAGCUAGGCUUGCGAAGCAGCAUGCGAUCAGUUUCGAUCGUCGGCCUCUGCCCAGGGUCGAGCAAGCCACGAAAAUCCGAUUGCAGCAUUCUGAGAACGAGCAGGGGGAAGACACGGGGAGCGGAGCUGACAGAACUCGUCCUGUAGCCCUCAAUGCAGCAAGGAAAGGGCAACAACGUGCGACAGUGACUUCUCAGCCCCUUGACAACUGCCUGCCAUGCUGGAAGCAGAACAAGCUUGCUCCGCAAGGUCUUCUGACCUCCAUCGACCCCCUCACGGCAUGCGGGGAGGCGUUCCAUGAUCUGGUGGACGUGCUUGCCCGAGAUGCUGCGACGUCCAGCGCUGAGAAGGAGGCGAUUCAGAGCGCGUUCAUCCUCAAGAAACAGUCCACAGACUGCUGA
Messenger RNA from Guillardia theta CCMP2712, 636 nucleotides. RefSeq lists its product as hypothetical. NCBI's taxonomy places the organism in Eukaryota, Cryptophyceae, Pyrenomonadales, Geminigeraceae. The record is from RefSeq and is a predicted model, not a curated record. The transcript is spliced from 2 exons. The coding region runs from base 1 to 636 and encodes 211 amino acids.